Molecule: messenger RNA, 342 nt
Organism: Fomitiporia mediterranea MF3/22
Lineage: Eukaryota; Fungi; Basidiomycota; Agaricomycetes; Hymenochaetales; Hymenochaetaceae
Exons: 3
Coding region: 1-342 (113 amino acids)
Source: RefSeq, a predicted model, not a curated record
AUGAUCUGGAGCAUAGCAAAACGCUUCCUGAUUGCAACAAAAACCCCUAUCAAUAUGGUUCAAUGUCCUAGACAUUGCAAGGACCUUCCCAAGGACAACGUUGAAGACACUGAGCACACAUAUCCAGGUUUAGAGAACAUAACAGUGAUUUUGAUGCUGAAAGGCAACCUCAUUGUUCCAGUAAGCUCAUAUUCGUCUAACAAAGUCCUUACCAUUGUCCCAAAGUGCAAGUCCUUGUCCCUUAUGGGCUUAAGGCAAAACCAAUCACAAUCCAGUGAUAAGUCCACAUCUAUUGCAGGCUGGUGGCACACUGAUGAUCUACCAGGACUUACAUUUGCAUAG